ACAAACAAAAACAAAAGUCGGUGACAAAAAAGAAGAAAAAAUGUGAAACGCAAUAGCAAAACCUAACCUUCCUAACCAAAAAUUGGAGCAACCACAGUUGCUCGGAGCCUGUUACCGAACCACUGUCACCGGCACCGGAGACGAUUGACGUUGCCGUCGCCUCCGCCGCUGUAAGACUCGCCGGAGUCGCACCUCUGCAGCCCUUUCCGUCUCCGGAGUCGCACCAAUUUCUUUGUUCGAAAGAGGGGCACGUUUUGAAGUUCUACCCUGACAGAAAUUCAGAUUUGAGGGUAUAAGUUGAUCGAAAUAUGCUUCAGAUUCGGCUUAGCAAGACUCCUGCCUCAGAAGGGUCAGCGGGGGUGAAGGUGUCACCUGCUGAGACUGUUACAGUUGCAUGCCCUGACCAUCUGGUCCUUGCUGAUCUUCCUGUUGCAAAGGGCAUUGGGGCAGCUACUGCUGCUUCCCUUGUCAAGACUUUGGGCCGAAGAUCCCGCCGCCAGCUUGGCGAGCGAGUACAUUUCUGUGUUCGCUGUGAUUUCCCCAUUGCUAUUUAUGGACGACUGAGCCCUUGUGAGCAUGCUUUCUGCCUCGAUUGUGCUAGAAGUGAUUCACUGUGCUACCUGUGUGAUGAACGAAUCCAGAAGAUUCAGACAAUCAAAAUGAUGGAAGGGAUCCUCAUAUGUGCAGCUCCUCAUUGUCUCAAGUCUUUUAUGAAGAGGGCUGAAUUUGAAUCUCAUAUCCAAGACAACCAUGCUAACCUUCUCCGUUCAAAUGCUGAUAAAGAGGAUGGAAAUGAGUCAGAGGCUCAGAGCGUGAGGCAACCUACAGCUUCAGAUUCCACCGCUCGAGGCCCCCAGAGGCCAGUUUUUUCUCCUGGUUCGAAUUCCCAGCAACAUGACCUGGAAGACAGAACUCGUCGUCAGCCACCAAGAGAUCAAGCUCCUUCACGGCCAACUCUGCAGCAGCAAAAGCCACCAUUUUUUGGUCAACAACAUCACCCUUCAGAUACCUUGUCUGGUUCUGUUGGAGGUAUACAGCAAGGCUUUCAUCAACAAAGUUUUGACAUGCAGCAGCAUCCCCCACAAGAACCUUCCCAGCAAGCAGAUACCUCAUUUCAGGAGUAUCCAACAAUGCACUCUGCACAACCUCCAAAUAUGCCCUCAAUGGUUACUUCAAACCCAAUGCUCAACCCGCCAGUGCCAUUCGGUUACCCCCCUUACCCGCUGCCCGAACGGGCUCAACCAUUUUAUGCUGCUCCUUAUGAUAUGCCUAGGCAGGACUCGACUUCUGAUAUCGGUGGGGACCAGAGUCAAUUACCACCGGGUUUUCAAGGGAAUUAUGCCCAGCCCUGGCAUGCGGGUGCGCCUUUCGAACAAGUUGCAGAUCCAAGGGAUGCCAAAGGUGUACUGGCAUCACAGCCAAUGCAUCUUCCUCCACCACCCCCACCUCUACCUCACAUGUCACAUUUGAAACAGAACUACUAUUCUGGUGAGCCUGGGCAUGAUGGUCAGGGUUAUGGUGGGUGGCAGCAUGAUAGCCGUGACAGUUUUGGCAGCCAAGGCUAAUAAGGUUCCCAAUCUUUAGUUUCCUUAAUUUGGAUACUUUAGAAGCUGUUUCUGCAUGUGUAUGCAUCUGUUGAAUUGCUGAACAUCAAUUAAACUCGCUUAUGGUUUUGCUUUUUGUGUUUGUAUAUUCUAAAAUCGAAUAUUUUCCUUUGUUGAUUAUCGAAGGUCACCUGACGAUUUAUGUUCC
Molecule: messenger RNA, 1752 nt
Organism: Lotus japonicus
Lineage: Eukaryota; Viridiplantae; Streptophyta; Magnoliopsida; Fabales; Fabaceae
Product: E3 ubiquitin-protein ligase HAKAI homolog
Exons: 4
Coding region: 309-1565 (418 amino acids)
Biological process (GO): protein ubiquitination; regulation of cell adhesion
Molecular function (GO): ubiquitin protein ligase activity
Source: RefSeq, a predicted model, not a curated record